ACACGCAGUCUCGCGUCAGCGGCUCUCUUGAUGGAUGUUGCCGUCUACCUUUUGUCGCCGGUUCCCUGCUUAGUUCGAGCUGCGUAGCUCGCUGUUGUGACGCGUACGAGCGCGAGGGGAUCCUUAAAGAGUCACGCGCAAAACAGAGACGCCGGUCUUUUUUGCUUGUCGCGCACGGAGUCGUUCAGCGUUUGACUGCUGCUGCUUCUGUAGCAUCGUGUCAUUAUCGGCAUUAAGUUUGAGUUUUCUGGGCUCUGUGUAUUUUCAACUUCGGAGGACAAAGGACUCAUCGACUACGGUGGAAGUGACGAAGGGUUCUGCGCCUUCGCAUGAGAUGGCAACCGGCUUCGUCAUUCCUAUUGCAAUGAGCUCCAGCAGGAAUUCAACGGCCACUCCGAAGUCCCAGUCCGUGCGCUGUGAUCUGCAGCCGCCCAAGUUGCCAGGCAACAGCGAGAAAGAACAAGAUGGAAACCAAACGCAGACUACCGAUGCAAAAGCCCCGGGCGUCUCGAGCCAGUCUGCGGCCGGAGCCAAAGCCACUAACGGUGGUUUUCUUCCAGUCCUCCUGGCGGCGUGCAUCGCCUCCCUGGGUGGCAUCCUCUUCGGAUACGACUCCGGGAUAAUAUCUGGAGCUCUGCUGCAAAUCCGGGAGAUCUUCGACCUGUCCUGCGUCGUCCAGCAGCUGGUGGUGGGAAGCCUGUUUCUGAGCGCGUUCAUAUCCUCGUUUUUCGGAGGUGUCCUGGUCGACAACCUGGGGCGCAAGAGGGCACUCCUGCUGGCCAGCGCCCUCUUCUUGAGCGGAUCGGCGCUGCAGAGCCUGAGCACGGGCCUCGCCAUGUUCGUCACGGGACGAUUCAUCACCGGCUUUGCCGUCUCGCUGUCGACCACGGCGCAGUGCACAUACAUCGCCGAGAUAUCGCCUGCGGUGCAUCGUGGCCUGCUCAUGUCCCUGAACGAAGUGGGCAUCACCGUCGGCUUCUUGAUGGCCUACACAGUCAACUACUCCUUCAUCUCCUACGAGAAUGGCUGGCAGCUCAUGUUCGCCGUCGCCACGUGCCCGGCCCUGCUGGAAAUGCUGGGGACGCUGUUCUUGCCACAGAGCCCACACUUCCUCGUGCUCAAGGGACGCCACGAUGAGGCUCGAAAGGUGCUCAACGUUAUCCACGGGGAGAACGCUGCCUCCCAGGAGCUGAGUCGCAUGCAGAAAUCGCUGCUGGAAGAACAGAAUUACCGCUAUCGAGACCUCUUCACGCCUGGGAUGAGAGGAAGGAUGCUGGUCGGCGUUGGUCUCGUCAUUCUACAACAGUGCACCGGGCAAACGAACGUUAUCUACUACGCCCCUACUCUGCUCAAGCAUCUGGGUUUCUGCACCAACGUUGCUGCCACCCUCGCUUCCGUGGGACUCGGAGCCGUCAAGGUUGGCGCAGCGCUCUUCGCCCUUCUGGUCCUGGACCGGCUGGGCCGUCGCGUCUGUCUCUGCGCCGGAGUGAUCCUCAUGGCUAUAAGCAUCUUCGCCCUGGGAAUGCUCGCAAAGUACUCCUACGGGGGCUCGGGCCACAGCAUUGCGCUGCGCUGCCGCGACAGGCCUAGCGUCUUCAAUGCUUCCGCGACUCACUACUCCCACAUGACUCCCCCUGGCUACGACACCGGGGUGACAACCACUCGCAUUCCGGCCCCGAUGUUGUUCCGCAAUUCCGACGUGCCCUCCUCUCCGAACCAACGGCACAGGAGGGAGAGCGACGCCUUUUCCUCGGACUCGGCCGGUUUAGAUUCGUCGCCGGGGCUUUCGAUUCCUCCCCCGAUGUCCGACCAGAUGAUCUCAAGCGGAGCUGGGCUGAUGGACGUCGGCUACACUCCGGGACGGCCUUCAGGAGGGGUCGCGGCAUCUUCGCAGUCCCGGAGUUUCGACCGCGCCGGAGACGUCGCCGCUAAGUCGAGUCCCGAGUCCGAGGAGAGCCGAGGGAAGAUUGAGCUGACAAGAGACGAAGGAGCAGUGGGCGAAAACCAGUCGCUGGAGAUGCAGCAUGGAGACAACGGAGACGAAGGUAUCGGCGAAGAGCCGCUCAUCGAGUUGCUGGCAAACUCGACAGGGACUAAGACGAUACCGACGGCUACGUCGUACAUGGUCGCAAACUCUUACGCACCGGACCACGUUAGAGUGGGAAAGCUUUCGUACAUGCCGGAAACUGCUGCCGCUUCGCCAUCGCAGCAGCGCUCGCCAUCGACGUCAUCGCACGCGGUCGCUGGCGACCAGCAUCCCCGCUCGGAGGCGACUGAAAGACACGUCGCUGGCCGCACUUCUGUGGUCGCCGCGGCGGAAGAGUCUCAGUGUUCCGGUAUUCCUCAAGGCUCGGCUUUCCAGAGGGCGCUCACGCUUACCGCCCUCAUGUGCUACGUGUUCGCCUACGGAGUCAGCUUCGGGACCACUACCUGGCUGAUACUCAGCGAGAUCUUCCCAGCAGCCGUCAGAGGCCGAGCCAUAUCAGUGGCAACCUCCGCAAACUGGGCGGCCAACAUGUGUGUGUCUGCCUCGUUCCUCACAGUGCUAGACAACCUGGGCGUCGGUGACACGCUGCUGAUGUACUCAGGCGUGUGCGUGCUGGCACUGUGCUUCAUAUUCCUGUGCGUGCCGGAGACCAAGCACAAGACACUCGAAGAGAUCACCGCGGAACUUGAUCAAGGGCUGAUCCGGUGGCGGACAAUUCUUCCGACACGGUGGGGACGUGCCUCGGACUACACGUUACGCGGGCCGGCCUGAAGCGCGCGACAGGCAACGAAAUGCAGGCAACGAAAUGGAGAACAUUGCGGUGGUGCGGUAUCGGUGAAAACUGAGUGUGCGCCGUGCGAAGACCAACGAAGACGUGCUACAGUGACUGUGCGGCCCUUGCGCGUCGCGGCAUGACGCAGUGCAUCGCGCGCAACCGCUGCCAAAGGACAGUGCACGUUCGUUCGUGCUGCGUAAUGAUCACGUGACUGCGGAGCUACGCUGCAGUGCCGUGCGCAAGCAGACGUGUCGUCGAGAUCCUGACGUCUUUUUCGGGCAGCGCGAAAUCGGCCUGGUGACAGAACUUGGACACGGACCACUGUCGGCUGCUGAUGUUAUUUUUUUGUUUUAGCUCUUUUUUGGUGGCCGUUAGUCGGCGAGUGCGCACCGCAGCUUGGUACUGGCAGUGUAUGAUGCAGACGGAGUUGCACGUGCUCAAGUCACAAAUGUGUUUAUUAUCAAACUGUCGAAAACAAUCUUUUCGUGGUGCCUAGAUCAAGCGGCUACUAGUGAAAAUUGCCGUGCAGGGCGAAUUUAAUAUGGCCCGAUGACUCUCCAUGUGAAGUUGUACCCGACUGUGGGCAGGGUCAUCGAUACUCGCCACGUUGUUCAGUCAGACCACCGAACUUUAUGAAAUGCGAACUCUUUUGCUGCGACUACCUGUUAAGGUUAACAAAAUUGCACGCUUUCUUGAAAGAGCAACCCACGAACACUCACCCGGUCGGCGUCCUUCCGUGUGAUGGUCGUGUGGGGCCCGCACUUGACUUUCGUACAGUAAACCGCGCAACAGUACGCAUAGUACAAACAACGUACACUCAGCACUUUGUCCGUCCUUUUGUCCUUGCCUCGGUAGUUACGCUGUGGUUCAUCACGUUACACUACCGCGAAGCAUUCAACACUUCUGGGCAGAGGCAGAAACGAGUGUUCCGACACAACCAGGAAAUGCUGCCCUUGUCACGUGACACCCAGAGAAAAAGAAUGCGUAGUCUUUUAACUCUUUUGAUCGUUACUGCAGAUGGAUUGCACUGACUUCACUGAAGCCGCUAUGUUGUUGUACGAGCACGGCGGGAAGCUAUGUUUAUGACGUCACAUGAAGGUUAUCAGUGCACUGCGCGCAGUUUCCCUCAUUGUUCUAUCACAGAUGACUAUGGUUUUUUUAACCGCGCCUUUGUGACGUUGAAGCCGGUUAUUUGCAGCAAUGAAGAUGCCGGUUUGGAGUCAUCUUAUCCACAAUGCUUUACUACCAGUGCGUUAAGAAGCUGCCCGCCCAUGACGUCAAGACGCCGGGUGACAACUCGGUGCGCCAUCUGACCAUCAGCGCCAUGUCGCUCACAUAUAUAUCGCCUUGCUGAAGGCACGUGUGGAUUCGUAAAGAAAUCGCUUUUUUUUUCCUUGUUUAGUUUAUAAGUUUUCUUAUUUGUCCAUAAUGGAACAACGAAAACGAAACAGCCGGCAUGAGAAACUAAAGAGCUAGCAGAACGCGCACUCAGUUCCGACCAUUUUAAGUGCAUUCAGCUCGUCUGGUGAAUAUUGUCUUCUAUUGUGCACUUAUCUUGCCCUUUGAUUGGGGCUGGCAGCUUUAGCGGCGUCUUCUCUGGCGGCUCACACAAUAUAUACGGCAUCACACCUGUCAAUCAUGGCUUAUGACUCAGUGUUCUCUUUUUAAAGCCCCUGAACUUUUCACUGAACUUUUCCGAAAGC
Messenger RNA from Rhipicephalus sanguineus (brown dog tick), 4465 nucleotides. RefSeq names its product solute carrier family 2, facilitated glucose transporter member 10. Gene Ontology annotation, cellular component: membrane. The transcript is spliced from 13 exons. Gene Ontology annotation, molecular function: transmembrane transporter activity. Gene Ontology annotation, biological process: transmembrane transport. Bases 335 to 2758 code for a protein of 807 amino acids. NCBI's taxonomy places the organism in Eukaryota, Metazoa, Arthropoda, Arachnida, Ixodida, Ixodidae. The record is from RefSeq and is a predicted model, not a curated record.